AUGGUAAUCACUGCAGUUUUCCGCUGUCCUAGUACGAUCGCCAACGUUUCUGAUGAAUCACCGAAGAUCUGUAGGCCAUACCUGCAUUUUCGGGAUCAGGCUAUGCCGUAUGUUCAGCCUUAUUACGACAUCUACCUUAAGACUUAUAUCGAUCGGGCCCAACCCCAUGUCGACAGUCUGAACAGGAAUGUUGUUGCACCGGCUGCUAUCUUUGCAAAGGAGAAAUACACAGUGUACGGCGCGCCCUGCGUUGCACAGUUGAAGGACUACGCUGAAGGUACGUGGUCCAGCACCCUGAAACCCCGCCUAGAGGUUCGGAGGAAGUGGGCGCGUGCACAAUAUGACCAGACCUUGGGGCCACAUGUGGAUCAGGUCUACAGCAUCGUAAAGCCAUAUACCCGCGAAGUGUUCGCUGAGGUGGCACAUAUGUACGACACCACAAUCAUACCACUAUAUUACCGUGCAGUGCCAGUGCUUCAUCAGGCAUUUAAGCACGGACACCAUAUUUCUACCGAAAUCAUCUUUCCGAACGUACGUUAUGCGCAGCAAGUUUCGUUCGAGUUUUUGAGACGCAAGCUGUGGCCUAUGCUCGUCCUAUUGUAUGGGGAAAACGUCGAACCACAGCUGACCAAAAUAAUGGAGCGUGUGGGUCGGUAUAAAGACGCGCGCAACAUGCAGAAUGUUGUAACCGGGGAACUCAACAGCGAGCCUACAUCUAUGAGCAGCGUCACUGGAAAGGAUGUAUCUAUCACACCUUCAGCAUCGGCAUCACCCGAGCGGCAGACUGCUAUCCCGACCUCGUCCUCAAAUCCCGUAGUUGAGGAUGAUACUCGCGAGAAAAUCCAAUCUGAUCUUAGCGGCUGGAAGCGAAAAUUCGCGCUGGCGGCUGAGCGUGGCACCACUGACCUUAGAAAUCGUGUCGAGGAAAUCACAUCACGACAGAUCGAAAAUCAGGCCCAAGGUGUUGCUAAUGGUCUUGUUAUCAAACUCGACGAAACAGCCAAGACUGUCAUUGAUGACGUUAAAGCCAAGAUCAUCGAAUUGAUCCAAGAUUUGCCGGAAGAUGCGGACCAGGAUGCUGAAGACGCCUUGUACGAGAAGGUAGUGCAGACAGUCCGUAGUGCGGGCACAGCAAUCAAAGAAAAGGCGCAAGCUAUUAGAGAAUGGGAAAAUAAGUAUGACGCUGAUACUACUUCCCUUGUUACUGCUGCUCUGGAAUCUACUCUGAAGAUCGUAGAUUCGAUCCGCGACCUUGGUCUUCAACAAAUUGGCAUGCGUUGGGCAAACAUGGAGGGCGUGACGUACGAGGAUUGGGCUACAUAUCACGAUCUAAAGUCUGAAUUUGACAGUUGGCGCCACGGAAUUGAAGACGCUGCGUUGAAGCACAAGGGGCUUGAAGCUGCCAGAGCUGAGGGCGAACGUGUCCGCGAGGUCGCCAUAAGAUCGGCACAAAACGCGGUUGCUGAGCUUGUCAGACUUCGAGAUGCAUCAAAGUGGAAGAUUGCAGCACGAGAUUCUACAGAUGACUUCUCAAGCAAGGUUGUACCGCCAAGAGCGAAGGUGGUUGAUGCAAGUCAUGGAGAUUCGAAGAAUGUUGCUCAAUCACAGCCAUCCGAUGGAACAGCGGAGGGACUUUCCGCUGCCGUUGGAGCUGCUACUUCAUCGAUCGCAGAUUUGUUCAAGGAUGGUCUUGAAGUCGUCGAUGCUUUGACUGAAGAAGCGAUGUCUUCCGUCGGGAGUGCCUACGAGAGUGUAAAACUUGCCUCUACGAGCUCAAUGGAUGAUUUGGCCUCUUCCGCGUCGUUUUCAGCUGCAAACGCCCCUCGGAGCGUUUUAUCGGCUGCAAAGGACAAGUCAGAGCAAGCUCGCUCUGUUGUCGGCACGCCUGCUCCUGAAAAUUCUCAGGCAUCCAUCUCUGCGAACCUACAACACUCUGAAGCAUCUCCUAGCACUCAAUCUGUUAUAUCGAAGUCCUCACCCGACAAGGAUGAAGCAUUUAACGCGUUUCCCUCCAUUUCCCCCCAGGCUCCCUCUAUUGCGUCCGACAGCAUCUCAUCCAAUGAACCUGCUAACGAGUUGACUACAGCCUCCUCCAAAGUGUUUGGCAUUCCUGGUGCCUUGGCUGCGGAUGUUGGACAAAAGCAAAUCGUACUUGAUCACCCUUUCGAUGCUGAUGACACAUUGUCCGAAUACCUUGCCAUAGCGGGCGACAAGGGUUCUGAGCUCACGGAUGUAGUUAAGGAGGCGCUCAAAGGAUUCACUGCUGAACCCACACAAGGCAUCGUGGAAGGUAUUACCAGCGUGGCCGGUGAACAGAUCGCGAGGGCAUUAACGGCAGCGAGCGAGGCGCUUUAUGGGACACCUACGGGUGAGUUAGAGGGCAUUGAAGACAAGUUAACUAAAAGGUACCAUGAGGCGGUCACAGCGGCCUCGUAUGCAAUUUACGGUACACCACAGCCAGUGCUAGCUUCUAUUGCCUCCCAAGCGUCUGCGAAGUUCGACGAGGCUGUUAACCUGGCUAAGCAGCAGUACUCCAAAGCUUCAAUUGAGGUGGCGGGUACACCAAAGCCGGCUUACGAAGAGGCUAUAUCGUCUAUCGAGUCGUCCUACUCCGAGUCACUAUCAUUAGCCAGCGAAAAGCUAGAGAGCAUCCUUGGCUACACCGCAUCAAUCACACAUUUGUGGGCCAGUCCAACACAGGGUGUCUACGCGUCAGUAUCGUCCGUUGCAUCCGAAAGACUGCAACAAGGGUUGAGUAAAGCAUCAUCGCAGUACGAGAAGGCCAAGUCAGCAGCUGGACUACAGGAUCCCCCUGCUCACCAGCAAUACCUUGCUGAAGCACAGAAGCAAUACUACCAGGGCAUCGGCUUUGCCCACGAUCAGUAUUCGAGGUUCCUGGAAGCGGCAUCGACAGCCGUUUAUGGCACCCCAACCCCAGCGUAUCAAACUUUGCUCGAGUUGGCACAAGCUCAGUAUACGGGUGCCGUGUCUGCUGCAAAGUCUGUGUAUGAUGAAUUAGUACAAUCGAUCAAUGAAGUUGUAGAUGACAAAGAGAGGUCACCUGCGCAGAGCAUUCUCGCUUCAGCGGCAUCGCAGUACGAGUUUGCAAAAUCGCAAGCUGCAGAUAUUCUAGCAGCGGCUUCAGCAAGCGCAUCGUCAGCAGUCUUCGGCACGUCCGCUGGGAAUGUCGAGUAUCUUGCCUCUGCUGCUAAUGAACAGCUUUUUGGAUCAACGACGCCAUGGCUAGAUGCUGCUGCAUCGCGGGCGUCUGCUAACUGGGACUCACUAAUCUCAAGUGCUAGCUCUGCUAUAUAUGGUACACCAGCUCCAUGGCAUGAAUCCGCAUAUUCACAAGCCGGCGAAUACGCUGCUCAGGCAACAGAUGCCGCAGCGUCUCAGUAUGCCGCUCUGGCUGGCUUAUUCAAUGAGCUACUAGUUGGAAAAGAGCCGGACUUUACUGAGAGUAUGAUGGCUCGUCUAUCCUCGGCGUAUUACACGGGUAUGCCGAAUUACGCAUCAUCUGCAUCCUCUUUGGCAAGUGAGUUGUAUGCUUCGGCGUCUAGCGCUGCAAGCUCUGUAUUCACUCCUCCACCAACUCUUGAAGUUAUUCUCUCAAGGGCCUCUGAGCAGAUAAACUCAGUUGUUGAUGCGGCGAGUACCCAGAUAUAUGGCACUGAGCCAAAUCUCUACGAGAAAGCAAGCAGCGCAGCUGCGGAUGCCGCAUCGAAAGUGUCGGCUGCCGUUUACGGCACACCCGCAUCCUUCUUGGAGAGGGCACAAGCAGGUUUGGCGGAUAUUGGCGAGAACGCUCAGAAAGCUAUCAGUGAGGCUAUCUACGGUACAUCAACAGGUAGCUUUGAAGCGGCAAGCUCUCUUGCAUCCAGCGUCUACUCAUCUGUAUCGUCUGUUGCGGCAGAAAACGCAGCCACUGUUGCCGAAAAGUUUGCUCAGGGAUAUUCUGCGGCCGGUUCAAAGGUCUCUGAGGCCGUCUACUACUCCGAAAAGUCAGCCUUAGAGAGUGCACACGCGAGAAUACUUGCAGAACUCAGUAGUGCACAAGCGAGAUUGGAGGAUCUCGCCGCACAAGCUACUGGGUCUAUGAAAGAUAAUGUCAACGCUAUGAAGAGCAGAAUGGGAGAAGCCGCGGGCAGUGUUAGCUCUGCUGUUGCAAACGUUAAAGAUGAGCUGUAA
Verruconis gallopava is the source of this 4191-nucleotide messenger RNA. RefSeq lists its product as uncharacterized. The record is from RefSeq and is a predicted model, not a curated record. Lineage: Eukaryota; Fungi; Ascomycota; Dothideomycetes; Venturiales; Sympoventuriaceae. The transcript has 3 exons. Gene Ontology annotation, biological process: protein transport. Bases 1 to 4191 code for a protein of 1396 amino acids.